CGCAUCUUCCCUGCUGAUAACCCUUAGCCCCAAACAAAUUACCCAAAAUCAAAAAAUCGCAGAGAUUGUGAGAUCGGCUAUCUCUUUCUCCUUCUCCUCUCUUCCCUCUCCUCUCCUCCCCUCUCCUCUCCUCUCCAUCUUGACCGGCUAACAUCCCUCUCAUCUCCUCCCUCUCCAUCCCUUUAUCAGCCUCUUUAUCUGGGUUCUGUAAUUUAUUUUUCUUUAAUUUUCACUACUCCCUCUCUCUCUCUCUCUCUCUCUCUCUCUCUCUCUCUCUCUCUCUCUCGAACUCCCCCUCUUUUUCUCUGCCCUCUCAAGUUUCUCUCCUCUCAAACUCCAUCUCCGCCUUGCUCUCUCUCUCUCUCUCUCGCUCUCGCUCUCUCGAACUUCAUACCUAUGUGUUGGUCCUCCCGCCGUUCUCUCAGUUGGAAACGCCCAAAAUCCCCCUAUUUCUAGAACACCCAAACCCUAAGAUCUGAGAUCUAUUUGAAAUGGGUUUGAUUUUCUGGUUUCCGCAUAUGGGCUCCUCUCUCUGUGAGCAGUAAUAGGUGGAAUGCAUUACCUGUUGAACCGCGAGAUGGAAUGAAAAAUUAUAUCUCUGACGUCAUUGUUCAGCAAUCAAGUAAUGAGGCCUCUUUUCGAAUGGAGAGACUGUAUGUCAACAAACUCAAUAUUAUAUUGGUUCAGAUUUUGAAGCAUGAUUGGCCUGCUAGAUGGCGAAGCUUUAUACCGGAUCUCGUUUCAGCAGCUAAAACUAGUGAAACAAUUUGUGAGAAUUGUAUGGCCAUAUUGAAACUUCUAAGUGAAGAGGUUUUUGACUUCUCAAGGGGGGAAAUGACUCAGCUGAAGAUUAAAGAGCUUAAACAAUCAUUGAACAGGUAUUCCAACUAGCAGCCCAUCCACCCUUCCCAGCAACUCAAAUGGGUUGGGGUAAAGAAUUAGGCCAAGUACAAGACUAAUAUACUAUUUUGGAGUCUAUUUAUUUGGCUACUUGAAUUUGUAAUAUUUUCAUUCUAUCUGGAGAUGGUUAUUUUUUAUACAUAAUGACUUGAGAUUUUAAAUUUAUAAUUAUUGGUUCUGUCAAGUGAAUGUAUUGAACAAUAUAUACUUUCAAUUACAUGUUUAUGUUGGCUUUUUGAAAGAA
Prunus avium (sweet cherry) is the source of this 1144-nucleotide messenger RNA. Its product is annotated as protein EXPORTIN 1A-like. Gene Ontology annotation, biological process: protein export from nucleus; ribosomal small subunit export from nucleus; ribosomal large subunit export from nucleus. NCBI's taxonomy places the organism in Eukaryota, Viridiplantae, Streptophyta, Magnoliopsida, Rosales, Rosaceae. Gene Ontology annotation, cellular component: cytoplasm; nucleus. The record is from RefSeq and is a predicted model, not a curated record. Gene Ontology annotation, molecular function: nuclear export signal receptor activity.